Betta splendens (Siamese fighting fish) is the source of this 3672-nucleotide messenger RNA. RefSeq names its product nuclear receptor subfamily 1, group D, member 2b (gene nr1d2b). Lineage: Eukaryota; Metazoa; Chordata; Actinopteri; Anabantiformes; Osphronemidae. The record is from RefSeq and is a predicted model, not a curated record. Gene Ontology annotation, molecular function: RNA polymerase II cis-regulatory region sequence-specific DNA binding; zinc ion binding; nuclear receptor activity. Gene Ontology annotation, biological process: cell differentiation; negative regulation of transcription by RNA polymerase II; hormone-mediated signaling pathway. The transcript has 8 exons. The coding region runs from base 634 to 2403 and encodes 589 amino acids.
CUCACAACGAAUAGCAAGCUGUUAUUGAGUAUCAUACAAACACCAUUAUCUCUCGUUCUUUUCUUUCCUGGACACUUUUGCCACGAGGCUUUGUUCACUUUGACUGGCGAAAGUAUGUCAGUGGGUUACAUUGACACCAGCGCGGGGCAGGAGAAGAGGAGGAGCCGGUGAACUGGGUCACAUGGUUGCACAGUCCUCGCUGCUCGGAACAGUCGCCGCAAAACCAGUCCACCGCUCAACCGGAGUUGCGCCCUGAACGCACCUUCUUCCUGUAUCGUCUUUGAAUGGAACACGGCUUAUUUAAUUUUUUUUCACGGUAACUAACUUCCACCGACACUAGUCGCGCUGCGGUACAGUGAGAAGACGCGUCGCCACGAAGGAGCUGCCGUUCAACAGCCGUUUAAGCAGCUUCGGUUUGAUGUGUGACAUUUUCUUUUCUGUGAAGUUACGUAUUCACGAGUAGCUUUUACAGCCUUUUGUCGAGUUUGACCUUUUUUGAAUGCUGUAGUUUGUGCGGACAGUUCUUCAACCGGGACCAAGCAGCGACUUUUCAGUUGCUGACUACUAAAACAGAAACACGGCUUCAGCACUGAGGUAGCAGAGGAGGAGGAAAAGCCCCCAAACCUAAAGGACAUGGAGUCAACCAAAGCUGCAGGCGUGAUAGCCUACAUCAGCUCAUCCAGCUCCUCGUCCAGCCCAGAGUCCUGCCACAGCGACUCCUCCAAUGGCAGCUACCAGUCGUCCUCCCCGCCCCACAACUCGCCCAGCCACCGCCACCUGCUGGCUCAGACGACUGACUCCACGCUCCGCACCAGUGGGCCGAACCUUCCAGGGAAAAAUGCUCGCUCCUCCUCCGCAAAAAGUGGCAUCACAAAAAUCAACGGUCUGGUGCUGCUUUGUAAGGUCUGUGGCGACGUGGCCUCUGGUUUCCACUAUGGUGUUCACGCCUGUGAGGGCUGCAAGGGCUUCUUCAGGAGGAGCAUCCAGCAGAACAUCCAGUACAAGAAGUGCCUUAAGAAUGAGAGCUGCCCCAUCAUGAGGAUCAACAGGAACCGCUGUCAGCAGUGCCGCUUCAAGAAAUGUCUGAUGGUGGGGAUGUCCAGAGACUCUGUGCGUUUUGGACGAAUCCCAAAGCGGGAGAAACAGCGCAUGUUGCUGGAGAUGCAGAGUGCCAUGAACAACAUGAUGAACAACAGCCAGCUGCACAGCAGCCAGGAGUUAGCCGUUGACAAACCCCUUCAGGCCAAUGCUACAGAACCUUUGUCUGAGGACCCAGGCCCCACACCGUCGUGCUCCCCACCCUCCUCGCCACGCUCCAGCCAGUCGGACUCCAGCUUGGACCGCGAGCCUGCUGUGGCAAUGGACACCGGCUCCAGCUCGGACUCCCCAAGUGCAUCUGACAGUGGGGAGGAGGAGGUGAUCGGAUCAGUGACCAGGGCUCACCAGGAGACCUUCAUGUACAACCAGGAGCAGAGCAGUCUGUCAGCUGAGGCUCCAAGUGCCUCAAGGUCCUUGAACAAUGGCUCUGCCCAGAAUACCACUAUCCACCAGACAGGGGAUCAGCAGGAGACCUGGAACCAACAGAACAACCUGGUCACCUUAGCAGCACAGAGCCCCUCCUCCGGCCAGGGCCCUCAAGUUACAGAGGACAACAAUUCCAACCUCUGUCCUUUCAAGCUGUCUGGGAGCACCGUCAGCCACUGUCCAACUUACAUACACGGAGCUUUCAGAGGUGCAGCUAUACAGGGAGCCACCAACAGGGCUUACACUGGGCCCCUGUGGAGAGGAGGCAACAGGAUGCAUCUGGUUUGUCCAAUGAACACGUCUCCUCACGUGGACCCUCAGAAAUCUGGUCACGAGGUGUGGGAGGAGUUCUCCCACAGCUUCACCCCUGCUGUCAGGGAGGUGGUGGAGUUUGCCAAGAAGAUCCCAGGCUUCAGAGACCUGAGUCAGCAUGACCAGGUUAGCCUCCUGAAGGCGGGCACCUUUGAGGUGCUGGUGGUUCGCUUUGCUUCUCUUCUCUUCGAUGUGAAAGAACGCACCGUGACCUUUCUGGGUGGGAAAAAGUACAGCGUGGACACUCUGAGGGCCAUGGGGGCCAGCGACCUCCUUAACUCCAUGUUUGACUUCAGUGAGAAGCUCCUCAAUCUGGGCCUCAGUGGGGAGGAGAUGAGCCUCUUCACCGCUGUUGUGCUGGUCUCUGCAGAUCGUUCUGGCAUCGAAAACGUGAACUCUGUGGAAGCCCUGCAGGAGACGCUGAUCCGUGCACUGAGAAGCCUCAUAACCAAGAAUCACCCCAAUGAGUCGUCCAUCUUCACCAAGCUGCUGCUCAAACUGCCUGACCUGCGCUCGCUCAACAACAUGCACUCAGAGCAGCUGCUGGCCUUCAAGGUCCAUUCCUGAAGCUUCCUCCUCUACUUGACCCCCAUGCUCACAACACAAACUGUUCAGCUGGCCCCUUGGACCACGCAACCAAACACACCUUUACACUUCUCCCAUGAGCCUUUGGGUUCAUCUUUUCUUCUGUCUGUGCAUGGAACUAAAGCUGAAAGCUGACAAUAAAAGGGGGAACACAUAAUAUAACGUUAUCGUACUGUAGGGCGUGACUGCCUGUGAGAUGGUAUUGCAUACAUACAGACACAUUGAUUGAUGUACAUGUUUCUUGUGUUUGUGUGUAGCAUACUGUAUGUUUGCAAGUACAAACAUUAGAAGCACUUUUCUGUAUAGUGUAGUUGGUAUCUUUGCAUUCAUAGUGCAAUAUGUGACUGCUUUUUGAUUUGGUAGAUAUGAGUAGAAUAGCGUUUGCGUUGAGUAUUUUAGUGGCACACAUUUAAUUUGAACAAACGCUGUGCUCAUACGAGGAGAGGUAAGUUGUCACCCCUCCUCCCCCGGACACUGAAUGACUGACGAGGGUGGUUCCUCUUUAAAAACAAACAGCAAAGGACAGUGAGAGCUGUGUGUAUGUGUAGCUGCCUAGAGUUACUGCUUUAUCGUGUGGUCAAAGAGAAAUUCCAGAAUGAUUAUUUUAAUGUUAAAGUGUGGCUUGGAUAUAUUUGGGAAGAGUCUUUUUUUAGGUGUUCUCAUGCAGUUCUGUAUGUACUGAGUUUGGUGAGUGUUUAAAAGUGGGCAUUGUGACAAAUCAUGUAUCGGUGUGUCUUGCUUUGUGACCAGUGAAAUCCAGUUCAGAAUUAGUUUCCCUUUCUAUAAGGACAGUCCCAAGUCAUGUUACAUUUCAUUAUCAUGUAGCUGUUGGUCACUGGACAAAGUCUCACAGUCACAAAACCCUGACACUUGCUUGAAGUAAACCUUUCUGUUAGAAACCUGUGUAGGCUUUAGCUUAGUAGAGAUAAACUGAGUACAUAGGACUGGUCCACACAAAACAUGAUUGUGAUAUCACUGAAGUGAUUGUAAUUUAAACACAAGUCAGGUCGGGGUGACAUGUAAAUUGCUGUUAAAAUAUUUUUGCUAUGCUACCUUUUUGAUCCCUGUCCAUAAAUCCUGAAUGUCUGAUCUUUCAUGUCUAAAUCCGCUGUCAUGUUUGUUGCUGAUUGGGUUCUCUUCUAUGUAAACAGAUUACAGUAUGCAUAGAUUUCUAUAUAAAUAUACCAUGACUAUACAUAACUAAAUAGAUGAAUAUAUCUAUAUAAAUAAAUUUUAUAAAUGCACAAAGUG